Molecule: messenger RNA, 1182 nt
Organism: Capronia coronata CBS 617.96
Lineage: Eukaryota; Fungi; Ascomycota; Eurotiomycetes; Chaetothyriales; Herpotrichiellaceae
Exons: 1
Coding region: 1-1182 (393 amino acids)
Cellular component (GO): mitochondrion
Molecular function (GO): alcohol dehydrogenase (NAD+) activity; metal ion binding
Source: RefSeq, a predicted model, not a curated record
AUGGAAGCCUCACUCCACCCCCUUUCAGGGUUAUACCAGCCGAACCAGCUGAAAGGCCUGUACUACGGGCCGGACGUGGUCAAGAAACACAUUCUCUCAGUUCUGCCCAACGCCGAGUCCAAAGCAUUCAUCGUGACAGGCCGGUCUUUAGCGACAAAAACCAAGCUGAUCAAAGACCUCGAGGAUCUGCUAAGCGCGAAACACCACGCCGGAACCUUCAGCGGGAUCAAAGAACACGCGCCCGUCGCGCAGCUCGACGAAGCAACCACCCAGGUACAAAAGGACGAGACGAUCGACACGAUCAUCAGCGUCGGCGGCGGGAGUCCAAUCGACAGCGCCAAAGCGAUCAUCUACCGCGUCCACGAACAGACCGGCAGUGGCAACACAGAAGGAAAAUGGCUCCGGCACAUCGCCAUCCCCACGACGCUCUCUGCCGCCGAAUGUACCGCGCUGGCAGGCUACACGCAACCCAAUGGGGUCAAGACCGGCCUGGCCCAUCCGAACAUCUACCCGGCCUACAUCUUCUACGACCCGGUGUUUGGACUGCACACGCCGCCCGGACUGUUCCUGUCCACGGGCAUCAGAGCCCUCGACCACGCCGUCGAAUCGCAGUACCACGCCACCGCGACGUGGGUGCCCACCAAGCUCGUCGCGCUCAACGCCAUUGCCGAGCUGUUCCGUCUCUUGCCCAAAUACAAAGCCGAUCCGACCGACCAGGACGUCAUCACUGGCUUGUUUCUCGCCGCGUACGCCAGUCUCGGCUUCUUCGGCCAGAACCUCAAGGGCGGCCUGGGCUUGUCGCAUAGCUUGGGCUACGCGUUGGGCAGCCCCUAUGGAAUCCCGCAUGGCAUCACGUCCUGCCUGACGCUGGGUCAUGUGGUCAAGCUCAAGGCGCGGCAGGAUAAGAAGAAUGCCGAUGCGGUCGCCGCCAUCUUGCCGUACAUUGGCGAGUCGAGGUCCGGGGAUGAUCUCAAGGAUAGUGAUCUUGUGGGUGACAAGAUCUUGGGGCUUGUCAACGACCUGGGUCUCAAGACGACUCUAACUGAAAAGGGCGUCGGGAGGGAUCAGAUCGAUAUCAUUUGCUCGAGGGCUACGGGUGGAUUGGUCCCGAGUAGGAUCGAGAGUAAGCAGGAUGACGAGGCUUGGAAGGCGGUCAAGGCCUUGGUCGAGGGAUUGUAUUGA